UUCAAUUGAAACAAUAAACAAAUAAACAAAUAUUUAAUAGACCAAUUCAAUUGAAACAAUAAACAAAUUAAACAUUUAAAGCAUCCAUUAGCUGCCUUUGUUCCUUGUGCAAGUCAAGGCAGCUUACAACGGAAACAAAACAAAGACACAAAUACCUAGAAGACCCCGAUUUAAAUUCACAAUUAGGAGUGUCAAUAAAUAAAUCUAAAAAUAGUCAAGUUCAGUACUAUAGGAAAUGCAGCUGCUUCCGAAAGAGUGAAAGUCAGAAUGACGAGAUCAGGUUGUGGACAGCAGGUGGCGCUGUAGCGCUGUAGAAUAACGGGCCUCUCUGGCCCAUCUCUAUGGCCGAUCCAACGUCCCUGCCGGUACUUCCGACUAGGAAGUGGAAAGCUGUCCACGUGGGUGGCAAGGUAGAACUAACCCGAUGCUCAUCCCACCAUGGAAUCCCUCCGGACCGUUACGUUUUGUCUCCAGAAAGCUGCGAGGCUGGGUUUGGCUGUUCGUUGCAACUGCUCUUCUGAGACCGUCCGCCACUUCUCAAUAGGGAGGAAAAAUUCUACAGCGCCACCUGCUGCCCACCUGCUAGAAAAGGUGUCCCCCAGUAGAGCUGGUCCCCUAGAAGUUCCUCGCCUGCAUGUUCGCUCUCGUUUUGAUAGGGCUGGAAGUGAGGAGUCUGCCCAGUCAAACCAGAAACUGCUUCCAACUAGCAAGCCCUGCAGAGAGCACAAACCUCUUCAGACUCCGUUCCCUGGCCGGCGGCAGCUGCCCACCAAAGGCCCGCCCACUCGUGGGGAGGAAUUCUGGAACCUGAGGAACGAUGACUUCUCCGAAGAGAAGGAACGCUCACGGGCCCGCUCUUUGCCUAUCGAAAGGACCAAAGGCUCGGAAGUGUUGUUUGGGAUUGCGCCCUGCUCCUUGGCCCUGGGGCGGUCCAAGAGGGACUUCUUUAGGCUGUUCCUCAAGUCCGGCAGCACCAGCACGCGGCCUGUGAUGGAAGAGUUCUCCCGGCAAGCCGAGGCGCGAAACAUCCCCGUGCAGCUGGUGCCACGAAAGUGGCUGGACUCCUUUUGUAAGGGAGGAGUCCACCAGGGCGUUUGCUUGGAGGCCACGCCCCUUCAUCCCAUUCGCUGGCCAGAAGGAUCCUCCCACCAGGCGGAGGAGGCCACCAGUACGGGGUCCCAGCUGCUCUGGUUGGCCUUGGAGGAAAUUCAAGAUCCCAUGAACCUGGGGGCCGUUCUGCGAUCCGCUUACUUCUUGGGUGUGGACGGGAUCGUGAUGAAUCGAAAGAACAGUUGCCCUCUAACACCCGUUGUCAGCAAGGCAAGCGCCGGAGCCAUGGAAGUCGUGGAUGUGUUUGGCACUGAUAACCUCCAGAGCUUUCUUCAGGCAAAACUUGAACGCGGUUGGGACAUCGUUGGGACAGUCGGUCACACCGGAGCCCACAGUGACAUCACCGUUGAGAGCUGCGUAGAUUUUCGCUGGACGAAGCCUACAGUCUUGCUACUAGGGAACGAAGGCCACGGGCUUUCCCCGGAAUCUCGGAGCAUGUGCCAAAGGAUGCUGAGCAUCUUCCCAGGAAGAGAUCUGCAACCUGGAAUUGAAUCGUUAAAUGUGUCUGUUGCAGCAGGGAUUCUUUUGCACUCCAUAUGCCGCCAAAAAAUCAAACCUACGUGAAGCUUUCCUUCCUUCUGCCUGGAACCCCGCCCUGCUUCCGAACAGCCUGUCCUUGAAGAUGCUUGCCCGAUAGGCUGUGAUUCCAGGGGAUCUACACUGAGAAAUAUUCUAGGCAGGAAUGGUCUUCAGGAAACCAGAAGAUUCCUCUAAGAUAGAUGCAGUGGACUUUCCAGAAGAUGUUGGUCAUACAAGAGCGCAUCUCUCCCUCUGAUACGUGUCUUGUGCAAAUCUAUCUCAGCGGUCUGUGAUUCUCACCUUCAACGCUGUGUUAUCUUCCUGGGCAGUUGUGUUAUCUCAGAUCUGUUUCCCAUGGCCCUGUCAAGCCCCCGGAUCUGGACCAAUACUGGACUCAGUGAUUACAAUCAGAAGUCUUUUAUUGUCAGACAGCAGCGUAGCCUUGGAAGACGCCAGUUAUAAACAUGGGUUCUUCUAGCAUCCCUUUUAAUGCCCUAAAGCAGAGGUGUCAGACUUGCGACCCUCCAGAUGUUAUGGACUACCCAUCAUGCUGGCAGGGGAUGAUGGGAACGGUAGUCCAUAAUAUCUAGAGGGCCGCAAGUUUGACACCUAUGCCCUAAAGGUCCCCCUUGGCCAUUGGUACCAGUCUCGGGGGUAUUAUGUAUUUUGUUUGAACCGGGACUCUGAUUUUUCUGGACUUUAUGUGUACUAUUUGGAUUUGGACUUUGAUUUAUUGUGUGCUAGGCUUUGCGACGCUCCGCGUUUGUCUUGGUCUUGCCAGAUAGAUUCUUGAGAGCAAUAACAGCUCUUCUAACUGGAUUUGUGGGACGGCCGCCGUAUGUUGCUUCAUGCAAGUAAAUCUACAUAGCAUCUGCA
Molecule: messenger RNA, 2505 nt
Organism: Sphaerodactylus townsendi
Lineage: Eukaryota; Metazoa; Chordata; Lepidosauria; Squamata; Sphaerodactylidae
Gene: MRM1
Product: mitochondrial rRNA methyltransferase 1
Exons: 6
Coding region: 439-1674 (411 amino acids)
Biological process (GO): rRNA methylation
Cellular component (GO): mitochondrion
Molecular function (GO): RNA binding; RNA methyltransferase activity
Source: RefSeq, a predicted model, not a curated record